Molecule: messenger RNA, 1245 nt
Organism: Penicillium atrosanguineum
Lineage: Eukaryota; Fungi; Ascomycota; Eurotiomycetes; Eurotiales; Aspergillaceae
Exons: 1
Coding region: 1-1245 (414 amino acids)
Biological process (GO): long-chain fatty-acyl-CoA metabolic process
Cellular component (GO): peroxisome
Molecular function (GO): alcohol-forming very long-chain fatty acyl-CoA reductase (NADP+) activity
Source: RefSeq, a predicted model, not a curated record
AUGACGUCGCUGCCAGUCCCAGUACCAUCCCAGGUCGAGCAGGUCCUUCGUGAAGGAUAUUCAAAGCUCUUCGAGGCGCACACGGUCUUCUUGACUGGAAGCACCGGGUCCCUAGGAGGAUGCCUACUUUACAAGCUGGCACUUCAGUUACCUACGCGUAGGAUAUACGUUUUGAUUCGCGGGACACCAGAGCAGGCAAUUGAGAAAUGGAAGAGAGCCAUGCCGAACCAGACGAAGGCAAUUCUGGAUUCGAAGAAAAUCGAGUUUGUGAGUGGGAAUAUCAAAUUCGUGGACUUUGGAAUCGAAGCAGCAGUGAUGGAGCAGCUACGCAACCAAAUCACUCUUGUGAUUCAUACGGCGGCCAAAAUCUCCCUGGAGUCCAGCCUUGUUGAUGCAUUCGAGAACAACUGCCUCCCAGCACUGGAAUUGGCCCGGAUUGCAUCACGUUUCCGACGCCUCAAGCUUCUCAUCCAGUUGUCCACUGCCUAUUGCAACAGCUUCCUUCCCGACGGCCCUGUGCUGGAGCGGCCGUACAGUUUAGCAAACGAAGAUCCAGAAGAAGAACUUGCAUCGAUCUUGACGCUAGAGGACUCACCCCACGCAUCCCGCUUCUCCUCGACGUAUGCCCAGGCCAAAUACGUAAUGGAAAAGCUCCUACCAAAGCGCUAUCCGCUUCUACCGAUUCUCCUCGUUCGCCCAACCAUCUUCGGUCAAGCAUUGCGACAUCCUUAUCCACUGUACGGGCUGUUGAACUCGACGCCGUUGAACAAAUUCUAUCAAAUUUACAUGGCGGACCAGGGUUCGACACAGGUGUGGCACGCUGCCAAAGGCUACAAAACAGGCGCCAAUAUCAUCGACGAGAUCCCCGUCGACUUCGUGGCCAAUGCUUGUCUACUUCAUGCCGCAGCACGUACCACGGGCACAGUUCAGAUUGGCUCAGAGCUGUACGAACCCUUUACUUUUGACGAGUACAUAGACAUCGCCAUGACCAAUGCUCCACCGUCGAUCCGACGCGAGCUUCCGCAAAUAGUCUUCACUGAGGACCAGAGCGCACCGCAGUGUUUCCUGGCUGAAUUGGUCCAGGUUGCGUCGCGCAAUUGGUUCUUCGAUUGUGGUCGGUCCUACUGGAUGAGACAGGUGGGUGGACCGUUGAGUCUGCGUGCGUGCAGAUGUCAGGUAGACAGUAUAAACAAAUUGCGGAUCCAAGGGAUCUACAGAAAGGGUAUGGAAAUGGCCAAAAUUUGA